AUGUGUCCUGGGACGGGGAGGUAACUUUGUAAAGAGAGAGCGCAGUUGGCGAGAAGUGAGAGGCUGCAGGAGUGAGGGAGACGUCUGUGCCCGGGGCCCCCGACCUGAGGACGUCUUCUCCAUAGCCAAGUGCCUGUAUCUCUGCUCCCAACAUGGCCAAACCGCAUGCAGAUGCCUCCAGAGAACACACGACGAUUAGAAGUGAAGCGGCCCCCGGGUUCCUGCAGCGCCUCAGCGACACGGCCGGGGGGAUGCUGCUCGGCCUCAUCGCCUUCACCCUCUCCUUCUAUCUCCUCUUCACUAAUGAGGGUCGGGCGGUGCAGACAGCUGCCUCUCUGGAUGAGGGACUUUCAGUUGUGUUUCCUAUAGGGAAUAUCCAAAGAGUCGAUCCUGUAAAUGAAGCAAAAUUGCUGCACUUGACUGGUCCCCUGCAGACAUCCAAGCCACUUUUUGACCCAAAUUACGGGGUUUCCAUGCACUGUGUGCAGCUGAAGCGCCAGGUGGAGAUGUACCAGUGGGUGGAGUACGAAGAGUCCAAGGAGUAUGAAGAAGGUGGAGAGAAGAAGACCGAGACGAGAUACACCUACAACACCGAAUGGCGGUCAGAAGUUGUCAGCAGCCGACAUUUUGACAGAGAGAUUGCCCAUCGGAACCCCAGUGCCAUGGCGGUAGAGUCGUACACAGCGGUGGCGGCGGACGUUCAGGUCGGAGGUUACUAUUUAUCUAAAGGGCUGAUUAAUAAGGUCGACAACUUCAAGCAGCUGAGUCUGUCCCAGAUCAGGAAUCCGCACGCUGAUGUCAUCGCCGGCGGGAAUUACUUCUAUCAGGGCGCCGACCCCAAGAACCCAGAGGUGGGGGAUUUGCGCAUUUCUUUCUGGUACGCCGGUGUUUCGAUGGGAGGCCCGACGUUUGGAUCGGUUGAUACGGUGAGCAUCAUCGCGCGGCAGCGAGGAGGAGAACUGGUGUCCUACAAGACCAAAUCCGGGGACCAGCUGGAGCUUCUGUACCUGGGGAGUCGCACAGCAGAGGAAAUGUUCCAUGAAGAGCAUCAGAGCAACAUGAUGAAGACCUGGGCCCUGCGCGCCGCUGGCUGGCUGAUGAUGUUCGUAGGUGUGAGCCUCAUGAUAAAGAUCUUCCACACUUUAGUGGACUGGUUUCCCAUUGUCCGUGAUCUCGUCAGCCUGGGUCUCCAGCUGUUUGCUUUGUGCGUCUCCUCGUCCCUGUCUCUGCUGACCAUCGCCUCCGGCUGGCUGUUCUAUCGCCCGCUGAUAUCCCUUCUUCUGAGCGCUGCCGCCCUUGGCAUAAUCUUCCUGGCCCGAUCCCGCGUACCCGCCAAGAAAUACCAGUAGGGGCCCUUCCCUGCUCGGGUCCUGAAUGCGCUGGUGAUGACACUGGGGUCCACGAUGCAAUAAUCUCUUCAAUGUAACUUGUUUUUUUGAUGCUUUUUAUAAUAUUGUUUUCAUUGUCUUUUUAUGCAACUAUUGAAUAACUUUAUACACAUCUUGUACUCCAGUCACAUCCAGAGCAGCCUUUCGACCUCUUCUGGUCUCCUGCCACUUGGUCAUGCAGUAUCUACAAAGCACGCUUUAGUCCUUUUGGGAGCUGAGCUGUUACAGAGCACUGGGGAGUGGCAACCCUCAGAAUAUUGAAUGCUGCUUUGGAUGUGAUUGGAGUAUGACAUGUCCAGAUGAGUACAAAGUAUGUAAAGCAAAGUUAUUCUCUCCAGUUUUAAAGCUCAUAAGAAUGUUGGAUGUCUGUUUAAUGUAAAUGCGUCCUGGGUCAGAUUGGCGCCUUCCGACCACGGAACAAUCCAGUUAGAUGGCGCCCGGGUCAGAUUGGCGCCUUCCGACCAUGGCAGAAUCUAUGUAGAUGGUGUCCAGGUCAGAUUGGUGUCUUCAAUCCACGGAAGCAUCAACGUAGAUGGCGUCCGGGUCAGAUAAGCGCUUUCUGUCUGUGGAAGAAUCUAUGCAGAUGGUGUCCAGGUCAGAUCGGUGCCGUCCGUUCAUGGAAGAAUCUACAUCGAUGGCGUCUUCCAUUCAUCAUUGCCAAAGAGAUUCCCGUUGUCGUAUGUUAUUAUAAUGUCCGAUCUUGUCCGCUUUGAGGCGUGGAGCUCUGUGCCUCGUUCCUCAUUGCAGAAUAUUUAUGGCAGUCCGUGUGACACGUAAAGCCUCGUACUGUCGUAGUACUACAAGUCUCAGCAGGAGAGCUUACAUUCACGCAUGUUACAUUGUGCAAGGACAGUCCAGUUCUGCUUCUCGCUAUCGCUGGGGUUUUCCCAUCUGCAAUUUUCUGAUAGACUUUCCUGAACACUUUCAAGAUCUCUGCUUUCAGUCGGUGAAAACCAGUUCGGCUCAUUAACUAUAACAAAGUUCUGUUUACCUCUAACUGCAAACAGUAAAGAUUCCAGCCAUGGACAGCAAGCAGAGAUCUUAAAAACAGGGAGUGGUGAAGGCACAAAGUCUAUUAGCAGGUUGCAGAAUUUCUCAUCAAUGUGAUUUUCUGGGUUCAGCACUAGAAUUUUUUUUCCCCCUAUGGAUCCAGUUUUAUGCUUUGUCACUAUUUCCAAGACCUCUGAUAGUAGUCAUUGAAUGGGAACUGUCACUGUUUACCGCACAGAGGAUCUGCCCUUUACAUGUGAGGAUCACACGGACAAGAGCUCUGAUAACUGUACUGUAAUGAGCAAAGGACCAGGGCUGCUGAUUUAAAAGGUUCCCAUUCAUUGACAGGCAGAGAUCUUGAAAACUUUCCUGAUAUUUUUGCAGCAACUAAAUAAUCUUUGGCCACUCUGCUACUUUUAAGAGGGGUAGUCUGCAUUCUUUAGCGGGUUUUUUUGCCUGUGGAGAUUUUCCUGGUGAAACAAGUUAAAGAAAAAGUUUUGCCUGGUAAAAAAAAAAACAUGCUGCUGAAAGCGUGCGGUGAUGCCCUGCUGUAAUUAGCGACACUUCAUACUACUGCUAUGUGUGAACCCAGCCAUAGGGCGCUGCAUUACAGAUGUGGGAAAAACUUUUUUUUUUUAAAUGCUUGCGGCUUUUGCAACAACAUCGCUGAUAUUAUGGUGCAUUUUAAUCUUGCAAAGCAAAACCACAGCCGUGACACGUGGCAUCACCCUUAGGCUAUGUUCAGAUGUAGGAUUUUGGACGCAGAUUCCAGUUCCAGAAAACAGGCUCCAAUCUGCACUGAAACCGCCUCCCGUUGUUUUCAAUGGGAGGCCGUGCCACAGUUGAUGCGGUCACGGUUUUCCCGACCGCGCUGAGAACGUACAGGUCCUUUCUUGCUGCAGUUAACACGUGGACCCCUCGCAAAGCCACAGCAGGAUUUAAUGGAGCUGAACCUAGAGAAGGGUCUGCAUGAAAGCAGUUCUGCCGGAGGAUACACGGAGGUGUUUGUCCCAACAUACUAAUUUUUUUUUUAAUGCAGUUUUAAAAGCCAAAAUCAGGAGUGGAUCAUAAAAAGGAGAGAAAGUAUAAAGGACGGAUACGACGUCUCGUCUUGAAUUCACAUCUGGUUUUGGCUUAAAAAAAAACUGCAUAAAAAAUCCGGACCGUGUGGCUGCACCCUUAUCCAGGACAAUCGGAACCAGCGGCGUGGGCAGCAUAGCUGCAAUCACUGUGCCACGUGUGUGUGUUAUAAUGUAACCACAUAAAUGAUGUAUUUAGUGAACCUCUGCUUUAUAAAAGCUACUGAAAUCUCGGACAAGAGAUUUUGGUCACAGAUUAGGAGCUCCUGUCCUCCCGCUCACUGGCCUCAUCAGUUUCUAUCCGAGGGAACAGGUAGAAAACAAUGAAUGCAGAACAUGGGCACGCUCACAUGGCCAUAGUGGAAAUUUUGCUUUCUGCAAAUGGGAUUUGCUCCGACUUUUGCAGAGUAAAAUAAUUGAUAAUUUAGCAUUCUCAGGACAGGGGAGAUUCUGGAUUAUUGGAGAGUCUCAGCCAUCAGUGGUCUUCAACCUGUGGCUCCCCGGCUGUUGCAAAACCCAUGGUUGUCAAUAUGCUGGAAGCUGUGGUUUUGGAGCAGUUGGGGGGGGCACUGACGGCUCAGGCGCCAAUGUGAAUCCACCAAGUGACAGAUUAUUAAGUGAAGUCCCGUUAGUCCGGCGUGGGACUGUUAGCUGUGGACUAUCUGGAUGUACAAACAUUGUUUGUACAGACCGGACCCAGACAGGCGGUACGGUCAUGGGACUGAGCCCUGCAUCAAGAGGUCUCGCUGUGUGGACGUGGAUUAGACAGGGCGGCAAUGUCCGAGCAUAUGAAAUCACACAACACUUGACGCUUGUCACUGGAUAUGGAGAAAUAAACGCACUUUUGACAAA
Bufo gargarizans (Asiatic toad) is the source of this 4309-nucleotide messenger RNA. It is a transcript of the gene TMEM43, whose product is annotated as transmembrane protein 43. Gene Ontology annotation, biological process: nuclear membrane organization. Lineage: Eukaryota; Metazoa; Chordata; Amphibia; Anura; Bufonidae. Gene Ontology annotation, cellular component: nuclear inner membrane. The coding region runs from base 153 to 1349 and encodes 398 amino acids. The record is from RefSeq and is a predicted model, not a curated record. The transcript has 12 exons.